GCACCCGCUGCGCGAGAGACGGCACCACGAGAGUCGGGCUGCCCUGCCUGCGGUACCAAAAAAACGAGAGCAGCCAGGCCACGAAUGGCCUCGACCACUUCGGUCCCGGGCGGCAAGCAGCCCUGCUCCGGCAGCCUGUGGCCGCCCGGGCGCGCGCCGCGGCCGACGGCCGACGGCAUCGUGUGCGUGUUGCAAAAUCGGCCGGCCUCCGCGGACUCCCGCGUGCGCUUCACGGCCGUGGCCGUCGACGCGGGCGCGCGCGUGGCCGCGGGCGACGAGCGCGGCGCGCUCGUCGUCGUGGACGCGGCGCGGAACCGGUUCGAGCGCGUCGCGACGCUGGACGCGCGGGCGACGGCGCUGGCGUGGGUCGGCGACCGAGUCGCGUGCGCCGUCUGCCACCCGCGGGCUCCGCGGCUCGUCGCCGUCGACGCGGCGACGGGAACUCUCUCCGAGGUCGCCGCCGCGCACGCCCCCGGGACUUCGAUCGCGACCCUGGACGCCCGCGACCGCCUCGUCGUCACGGCGGCACGCGACGCGGCGCGAUUCUGGACCCUGGACGGCGACUGGCUGCGGCAGAGCGCCUUCGAAGGCGCCGGGGCCGAGGUCGCGGCGGCGGCGGUCGGGACCGACGGGAACGCCGUCGUCCUGGACCGCGACGGAGUCGUCCACCUCGUCGACCCGUCUAGCGGGCAGGCGACGGCGCAGCUCUCGCCGCGGCAGCACGGCGAGGCGCCGUCGCGGGGCGUCUGGUGUUGCCUCGCGGCGCUCCCCGGGGGCGCGGUCGUGGCCGGCGGGCCGCUCCUCUGCGAGUGGGCCCCCGGCGGCGCCUUCGAGCGGCUGUCCGCGCCGCCGCCGCGCGCGCGCUCGCUCGUGGCGCUCCUCCGGGCCGGCUCCGACCUGCUCGCGCUCGGCGAGGACGGCCGGCUCAACGCCCUGGACGUGAGCCAGACCAGCGCCGCCGCCGCGACGCUCGCCGUCGCGCCGCGCGCCGUCGUCGUCGCGGCCGCCGCCGCCGGGGCGUCCGUCGCGGUCGCGACCGCCGACGGCGAGCUACUGCUCCUCGACCUGGCCGUCGCGCGGCGCCGCCAGCCGGUCGGUCCGACGCCGCUGCGGCGGUAUUUCCCGGCGCCCGAGCCCGCGGCGCCCGAGCCGGCGCCCGCGCCGGCGCCCGCGCCGUGGGAUUUCAAAGGCCCGCCCGCGCUCCCGCCGCCGCCGCGCCCGCGGCGGGCGGCGCCGCGCCGCGGCGCGCCCUUGCACAGGGUCGCGCGCCCGUGCGACGCCGACGCACUGACGCCCGCGCGCCUGCGGCGGGUCCUCGGCGAGGAGGGCGAGUUUCCCGCCGAGCAUCGCUCGCUAGCGUGGCGCGCGCUCCUGGACCUGCCGGAGAGGCAGGCGGCGUUCGACGCGCUCCGGUGCGGCGACGGCGGGCAGGGCGCGGCGGUCGACGCAGCCGCGCGGGCCGCGGCCGCGUGCCGGAGGCGCGCGGCCAAGCUGCCGCGGAGCAACGCGGCGACGGCGCUCGUCGAGUGCUGCGGCGCGCUCGGGCGCUGGUGCCCGGCGCUCGCCGACGCGGACUGGCUGCCGGCGGCCGUCUACCCGUUCGCGCUCGCGUUCGAGGGCGACGCGCUGUGCACCUUCGAGACGGUCGUAUGCCUCCUCGGCAAGUGGGCGCGCGGCUGGCUCGCGUGCUGGCCCGAGCCGCCGCUGCCGGCGCUGAACGCGGUCGAGCGGCUCCUCCAGAACUACGACGCCGAGGUGGCCGCGCACCUGGGCGCCCUGGGCUGCACGCCGACGGACUGGGCCUGGCCGGUGCUGCGGUCGUUCCUGUCGCGACGCGCGCGGAAAUCGGAAGACUUUCGCGGCCUUCGUCUGAAGCAACGCGGUCACGGGAACAGCGUCCCGAACUCCGGUUCCCGCGCAGGUCGGAGUGCCUGCGGAAGGAGGACUGGCUCCGGCUCUGGGACCACAUUUUGGCGCGGCCCGACCGGCCCCACCGGCUCCUGCUCGCGCCCGUCGCCGUCGCGACCGCGGCGCGGGGCCCGAUGCUCGCGGCCGAGAGCGUCCACGACGUCGUCCGCCUCGUCCGGUCGCCCCUGGCCUGCGGCAGUGCGGUCUGGCCCGAGCUGUGGGCGCUCGAGAGGCGGUGCGCGGCGGACCCGCUGCUCGCGCGCCUCGCGCGGGCCGAGCCCGACGGCGCGAAGACGACGGGCCCGGCGGCGCUGGCGCGCGGCCUCGCCAGCAUCGCCGGCGCCGCGAACGUGGCCAACGAUCGGUUUCCCAUGCCGCUGCCGCGGGGCGACUCGGUCGCCGCGUAUCCGAAGCUCGCCUACGAGCCGCGGCAGGCGACGGACAUCGCCCGCGCGGAGUUCCGCCGAGUCGCCGCCGAGCACGGCGCCUCCCGCGACCGGCGCCUCGCCGAGAACGCCGAGGCGCGGGCCGCCGAGGCCGCGGAGGAGGCCGCGAAGAAGCUCCUGGCCGACCAGGAGGCGGCCGCGCGCGCCGAGGAGGCCGCGCUGGCGCGCCAACAGGCCGAGGACGGCGCGGCCCAGUGCAUAAAUCAAACUGUCGCGACGCGUCUCCGCCACGGCUCAAUCAUGACCUCCACGCCACCGACGCGA
This is a messenger RNA of Pelagomonas calceolata, 2618 nucleotides long. Lineage: Eukaryota; Pelagophyceae; Pelagomonadales; Pelagomonadaceae. The record is from the annotation of a GenBank genome assembly.